This is a messenger RNA of Phycomyces blakesleeanus NRRL 1555(-), 3603 nucleotides long. RefSeq names its product RNA-dependent RNA polymerase RdRP (gene RdRP-3). Gene Ontology annotation, biological process: siRNA processing. Gene Ontology annotation, cellular component: nuclear RNA-directed RNA polymerase complex. The record is from RefSeq and is a predicted model, not a curated record. NCBI's taxonomy places the organism in Eukaryota, Fungi, Mucoromycota, Mucoromycetes, Mucorales, Phycomycetaceae. The transcript is spliced from 5 exons. Bases 1 to 3603 code for a protein of 1200 amino acids. Gene Ontology annotation, molecular function: RNA-directed RNA polymerase activity; nucleic acid binding.
AUGUGGAAACCUUCAGCAUCGGUUCAGCCACAAAGAUUAAAUCGAGCAAACAAUAGUACAAGAAACACACCAGUUGCAACAAGGGAUUACAGGCCACUUGCCUUAGGUUCAAAAAAUACUCAGCGAUGCAUACACAUCACACGAUUGCAUCCUAAAACAACUGAGCAAACUAUCCAAGUUGUGUUUUCACAAUUUGGACAUAUUGAAAAAAUUAAGCUUGGGAAGGGAACUCCUGUGUUAGGUGCUGAAGCUUUAUUAACCUAUAGUCAGCCACCAGAGUCAAACGCGCUUCUACGGACACAGAUUACAGUAGAUGGUUUUCCCGUUAAUAUAGCUUUUCGCGAUCUAGAUGAAUAUGUUCAGAAUACUCCACCAGAAGAAGAACACCAACGCUGCAAAAUACCCGUUAGUUGUUUUUCUAUGGGGUUUUUGCGGUCACCAAAGACCUUUAUGACUGAAUGGAGCACCAUAGACAAUCCUGAUUUUGUAAUUGACUAUGACCACAACCAAUGUGAGAUUCACUUUUUUAGUGUUGGUAACCAAUAUAAGCUGGAGUUUGGUUUCAAAGAUUUAGCCAACGACUUCAACUUUGAAUACACGAACAACAGUGCCUUCUUCACUAUUCCUCUCAAAACCCCACCUAAAUUCUGGAAGAAAUCGGGGGAUUUUUCUGUCAAAGAUACAAAUGAAGAAUCUGGGUGGGUGCGAGUUGUUGAGAUCCCUAUGUCAGCUCCACGACCUGGCCCUCCUAUAAGAACCCCAAUAACACCCAUGGUACCCGAUGGAUACAUGAAGUUAAAUACGUGGGUUGUCUAUAGAGUAGAAAUCAACCCACCACCAGACUACUACCGUGAUUUCCAAGACAUCCUUCAAACUGCAGUCAGCUACCGCCUCAUUCAAUUAGAGUACAUAUCUACGUUUCAUGUGUUUGAUGCUUCAGACUUUCCUAUCCCACUGAAUCACAAUGAUCGCGCCAAACGCUUACCAUUUGAUAUGCUAUAUCUACUUGAAAGCAGUCUUCUGUCACGCCAAAUGGAUGAGCACAGUCUAGAUAAAGAGUUCUAUGAUACUCUUACCAAUCUCGAUCCAGCGGUUGCAUCAGGUAUUCUGACCUUACUUGUUCAGGAAAGAAAACGAGUAUGGAAUCCUGCCACUGCCUUUCAAGAUAUGUGGAAAAACGAAGAUAUCAGGAUCUUUCACCAACAGAAGAUUCCCAGUCAUUGUGGCAUGGUUCGCAAGGUUCUUGUCGCACCUACAGGACUCUACCUAGAACCACCAAUUGUAGAAACCACCAACCGUGUUAUUCGACAUUUCUCAGAACAUGCUGAUCGCUUUCUUCGCGUUAAUUUUGUGGAUGAAGAUUUUGGUCCUGUUGGGACCUUAUCUUCAGGUAUAAACAAUGAGGCAUUGUAUUCAAGAAUAUUCAAGACCUUGAUAAAUGGCAUAAAAAUUGGUCCGCGACGCUUUGACUUUCUUGCUUAUUCUAAAUCCCAAUUACUUGAGCAUGGAUGUUGGUUCUUCGCACCCACGCAGAAUCUCACAACCACCAUGAUUCGAGACUGGAUGGGAGACUUCUCUGAUGAAAAAGUCAUUGCAAGCUAUGGAAACAUGAUGGGACAGUGUUUAUCCUCGACGUAUCCCAUCACACCUAUGGAAGGUAAAGAAGUGGACUACAUAGAUGAUCUUAUACGAGGCAACAAUCUAUUUUCGGAUGGUGUUGGAAAAGUAUCACCGAAACUAGCCAGGGAAAUAAGUAGUAAACUUGAUUUAAAACGGAUACCUAGUGCUUUCGAAUUUAGACUCGGUGGUGCCAAAGGUGUCUUGUGUCUGUCCAACUAUUUAAACGGCAGGAAAAUCAAUCUGCGCCCUAGCCAAAUCAAGUUUGAAUCUAGGUCCAAUAUGUUGGAGAUCACACGAGCAUCAAAGUUCCUCCCGGCCUACUUGAACCAGCAAACUAUCACAUUAUUAUCAUCUCUUCGAAUAGAUGACAGCGUAUUUAUGACAAUGUUCGAUAAGAUGGUGAACCAACUCAGCAGGAUGCUAGAAACACCUUUAGAGGCUAUCAAUGCCUUGACAACGAGUAUAGAUGAUCAUAGUACCGUCUUGUCUAUGGCUCGUAUGGUUGAAUCUGGUUUCUUGCUGACAAAGGAUCCUUACCUUGUAAACAUGAUACAUCUAUUCCGCGCCAGCAUUCUUAAAAAUCUCAAGAAAAACGCAAAGAUCAUAGUUCCCGAAGGUGGCUUUUUAAUGGGUGUACUUGAUGAGACUAACACGCUGGGUGAAAAUGAAGUAUUUAUCCAAAUAUCCAAUCCCUUGUCUGGUACUGCCAGGCGCAUCAUUAAAGGAGAGACUCUUAUAUAUCGGGAUCCAUGCUUCAAUGUAAACCAAAUGCGUGUGGUGACAGCAGUAGAUAGUCCACAAUUGCAUCACAUCUACAAUGUAAUCGUGUUCUCUUCCAAGGGCUAUAGGAGUAUACCUAGCAUAUGUUCAGGAGGAAGUCUGGGCGGCGAUAACUAUAUGGCUAUAUGGGAUCUGAAACUCAUGCCAAAAGGCAACUAUCCCCCUAUAAAACUUGCCGGAAAAGCGCCUAUUGAGGUGGAAAAAAUCAAUGUACUUCAUGUUGAAAAAUUCUUCGUCUCAUUUGUCAGCAAUGAUAAUCUUGACCAGAUUAUUGAAGCACAUACAGCUAUUGCAGAUCAAUCAAAGCUUGGUGCAUUGGAUGGACAUUGCUCGCGUCUUGCGGAACUUCACUCACAAGCUGCUGAAUUUGCGAAUACUGGAAGAUCGGCAGAGUUUCCUUUAGACCUUCGUGUUAAGAAGUUCCCAGAUUUUAUGCAAAAGAAAGACAAGGAAUCGUACGCCUCCACGAAAAUCUUAGGCAAUAUCUUUAGAGCAAUUGAUCCAUCGUAUUACAAACAGUAUCGGUCUUUCUUGACAGACAAUGCAACUUACGACAAUCGCCUUUGGAUGCCUGGAAUGGAACCAUAUAUUGCAGAAGCCAGAGAGCUAAAGAUAGUCUAUACAAAUGAUGUGAUGGCUUUGAUGAGUCAGUAUGGUGUUCAGACUGAAUCUGAACUUAUGUCUGGGUUUGUCAUAAAAUGGCUCAAAAAAGGUGAUGUUAAAAGUAAAGCCAGACUUGGAAAACAGGUUAUGGCUGCUGUUAAGAGUAUGUGUAAACUGUGGAAAAGGCGAUUUGAGCUAGAGUUUACCGAAAACGCUGCGGAUUUUGAGACACGCCAGAUCAAAGAGAAUGCAAUGAAUACCAAAGCAGCAGCAUGGUAUUAUGUUACGUAUCAUCCACAAGAACGGUCUCAACCAUCUCCACAUGGUGUUUUUUUCAGUUUUCCGUGGGUUGUUAAAGAUAAACUCUGUUCUAUUGCCACAAGUUAUCAAGAAGGUGCUGGCCAAGGUGAAAUCAAGCCAUUAGACGAGUCUCUUGUCAAGAACUACAAGAAAAACAGUACGAUAAAUGUUAGCCUUGAAAUGUUUUACUCGGCUAGUGAAUCGGAAGAAGAGGACGGCUCAGACGAAGAAAGCGAGGAUGAAGGGUGGGGUCAAGACGUUCCAACAGUGAAUAUUAGGAUUAGCGAUUUACGUAUUUAA